AUGGAGAGGAAAGAUCAGACAUGGAAUUCCAGCCGGGGCAUCACAUUUGCUGGCGAUACUAGUCGCAGAGUAGUCGGAUACCCGCAACUACCCUCUUUGACAAGAUAUCACAGCGACUCGGCAGCGUCAACAGCCUCAAAUCCGGAGCCAGUUCUUCCCCUGAACGACGCGCCAGUACCUCUGGGAAAUCCUAGCGCCACUGGAACGACGUUGGACUCUCAGGGGCGGGAGUUUGUCGAUGCACAGGAAGCACUGGAGGAACAGCUCGAGGUCAUCAUCGAGGACGAGAACGUCAAGUCGGAAGAUGAGGGUGCUUCUCUCAAACCCCCGUUCACACCACUCAGCUUCACCAUGACCGAGGAUCUCUUCAGGGAGGCAAAGAAGGCGGCUGAGGGCACGCCAGGGUCUUACUGGACUUACAACCUGUAUCGUGGACCCGAUAAGGACGGAAACAUGAACGAGAAGGUCAAAGUUCAUUAUUGCAGAAGUGCUAACACCACCGAGCGAGUUUUGAAACAAUAUUUCAUGGACGACAAGAUCCUGGGUCUUGACCUCGAAUGGGAAGCGAACGCUAAGCCGACCCAUGGCCCGAGGCAGAAUGUGUCGGUCAUCCAGAUUGCUUCGGAGAAGCGGAUUGGCAUUUUUCACAUCUCGCUCUAUCCAAAGAAGGAUGAGCUGGGUUCACCGUUACUGAAGCAGAUCAUUGAGGACCCGGAUGUGAUCAAGACUGGCGUCUGGAUCUUGGGUGACUGCACCCGUCUGGAAAAGUUUCUCGGGAUCAAGGGAAGGGGCAUCCAGGAACUCAGCCACUUGUACAAGCUGGUCAAGUACUCUGCUUCCGGCGAACAUAAGCUUGUGAACAGAAUGGGAGUGCCAUUGGCAAGGAUGGUCAACGAGAUCCUCCAGCUACCCAUGUUCAAAGGAUCGGUGCGAACAAGUGCAUGGUCCAAACCCCUAAACAUGGACCAAAUCCUCUACUCGGCAUCCGACGCCUACGCCGGCCUCAAACUGCCCAUUAGACUCGCCGCGGACGUCAUCGUAGAAGAAGCCGGCUUGUUAGAUGAGCCGCUCCCAGACGAAACGGUCGGCGCCGCCGCUCUAUCAGCCGACUACCUCUCCACCGUAGGCGACAACAUCAACCCCGUCGACCCCCUAGUCUCCGAAGCCACCCUCUGGGCCCAGAACUACAUCCUCUCUCACCAACCCCCCAAACCCAAAGAACCCAGACCGAAACCGCAACCCGUAGCCCCCGAUUCCAAUCCCAACCCCGACUCCGUUGCCCCUGCCGAUUCCCCCGCCGCAGCCCCCACCACCACCCCCAAAACACCAUCAACAUACAUCCGCCCCCCCCUCUCCGUCCCCUACCUCCGCGCUUACUACCUCUGGUCGCGCAACCCCUCGCUAAACUGCGCCGCCCUCGCCGCCCUCUUGGGGAUAAAGACUAGUUCCGCAACGAGCUACAUCCUGCGAGCGAUCAAGGCCGAGAAGGGAAGACUUGGGUUCGAACCAAAGAGGAUGCGCGAAGAAGUUUUGGAGAGCGGGGCGAUUCCUGCGACGGAUAUGGCGAUGCGGUGGAAGAGUGUCGUGCAAUUGUGCGAGCUUUAUGAGGCUGCUGAGAGGAAGUUGGAGAUUGGUGAUCUGGGUCACCAAGGGGGGAAGGGGGAGGAGGUGGAUGGGAAGGGGAAGGGGAAGAGUGAGUUGGAGGUGUUGGAUGAGAUUUUUGGGCAAGAUAAGGAGGAGGAGGGGGAGGUUGAGGUUGAGGGUGAGGGUGAGGGGACUGAGGAGGUGAAAAAGGAAAGUGCAGAGGAUGUGAUGAAAGCUGCGUUGGAGGCUGCUGAGGAUUUGGACUUUGAUGAUGAGGAGUUGAACAGCAGCUCUCAAGAGACGGUCGAUACAGAAGAGGUGGAGAGGUUGAGAAAGAUGUCGAGGAGUCACUGA
This is a messenger RNA of Sordaria macrospora k-hell, 1938 nucleotides long. Lineage: Eukaryota; Fungi; Ascomycota; Sordariomycetes; Sordariales; Sordariaceae. The record is from RefSeq and is a predicted model, not a curated record.